AUGCCGCUAAUAGAUCCAUAUCCUACUUGCCUCAGUUCGUCGUCGUCUGCGAUCGUCAUGCUUGUUGAAUUAUCUCUCAUAUGGAAACAGCUCAACCUGACGCUCACGGUACCUUCGUCUCAACUCCAUUUUCUUCAGUCGCAGAAAGAUGCCUUCUGCCAGUCGCUAUCAACGUACGAAAACGAGGGAAAUCUGGGGUCGCCGCUGGAACUGUGCUUGAAAUUCGUUGAGUUCCUGAUCGAACAGCAUUCUCCUCGGUCGGCACUAGCCGCCGUUUUACGUGCAUUUGAGUCUCGAUUCUUGCAAGGUGACGAAGAAAUCCACUCCAAAGUUGUUCAGUCAAUCCCAGAUCCAAAAGGACGACAGGACUAUCUAACAAUAUACUACCGCGGCCUUGAAUUAGGCGGGCACGGCGACUCUGAAAGCCACGGUCUCCCGGCCCGCAACCGGAUGGGUGCUCUGUUGCAGCAUGCUCAACAGAACAGGUUUCAGUUGCUGGCGGUCUUCGGUGGCCAAGGCGAAGCAAGUCGGACGUGCGUACAAGAGCUGAUAAAUUUGUACGCCACCUAUGAAUCAAUGCUACAUUCUUUUUUCGGCACAGUUAGCGAUCUACUCAACAAACUCUCAAGUCUCCCUGAAUGUGUGCCAUACUUUGGCGCGCAACCGUUGGACCUGCGCUCCUGGGUCAACAAUGACUCGGUCAUUCCAGAUAGCCUUUACAUCGCUCAAGCACCGAUAAGUGUGCCGGUGAUAGGUGUGUUGAGCCUGGCGCGAUACUGCGUCACAUGUCGCCUCCUGGACCUGAGCCCGGGCGAGUUGCGUACACUGUUUCGAGCGACGACAGGCCACUCACAAGGACUUCUGGUGUCAGCGGUCAUUGCAAUGUCCGAUUCAUGGGACAGCUUCUAUGAAAAUAGCGGUUUGGCGGUAGAAGCUCUAUUUUGGUUAGGUUGGGAGUGUCACCGAGGCGCGCCGCGCACUCCGGCAUCAGCAGCAAAUUCGGCCAGCGGCUAUGCGGACGAAUGCAAUAUGCCGUCUUAUAUGCUCAGCGUGCGUGGAGUAAAAAGAGGGAGACUCGAGUCAAUUAUAGCUCAAAUGAAUCGGGUCUUACCUGUUGGUGGGGAAGUACAUCUGGCACUGAUCAAUGCUCUGGAUCAAUUUGUGGUGGCCGGCCCGUCGACAUCUCUGGUUCACCUCCACAGCUAUCUGACAGAGGUCGUCGGCUCUAACAAGGAUCAAAGCCGGGUUCCGUUCAGCAGCAGAAAGCCUUGGAUUCAUUCUAGCUUUCUCCCGAUCAGCACAUCCUUUCAUACACCUGUCCUUACAGAAGCCGCAGACGCACUGAAAAAUCGAUUCUUUAAACACAAAAUAGUCGCUGAGGACCUUAAAAUCCCUGUGUAUCAUACGCAUACUGGCCAAGAUCUAAGAGAAAGCAGAGGGAACAUACUGCAUACUAUUUUUGAUGCUAUUGCGCGAGAACUUUGUGAUUGGCCCUCGGCAUUGACAGGAUCGUCACACUUGCGAAACUCCAUGCACACCCCAUCUCAUAUCAUCGUUUUCGAUCGAGGUGGACUGGGACUAUUGGUGAAGAAGGUCCAGGAAGGAAGAGGAAUCAGGGUCAUACAAGCUAGCGACCUUGAAUCUCGUGAUCCCGAGAUUGGAACCAUGCGCGACCUCUUCUCGCCGCGGCUUCUCGAAACAUCGACCAGGGUUCAGAGCUGGAGCCAGCGAUAUCAGCCACGCCUUGUGAAUGGAGGCACAGUCACGCUAGAGACACGGUUGAGCCGUUUGCUGGGUUCACCUCCAAUAAUGGUUGCUGGCAUGACUCCAACGACUGUGCAUUGGGACUUUGUUGCGGCCAUAAUGAAUGCUGGUUAUCAUGUUGAACUGGCUGGCGGAGGCUAUCGCAACAGCUCCGAUAUGUCAGCAGCAAUCAACAACCUGGUCGAUAAUGUUCGUCCUGGCCGAGGUGUAACCUGUAAUCUCAUAUACGCGAGCCCUCGUGCAAUGGGCUGGCAGGUCCCUAUGCUGCGUCGCCUUUCGCACGAGCGAGUACCUAUCGAUGGACUCACGAUCGGUGCGGGUGUGCCUUCAGGGGAGGUCGUUUCGGAAUAUAUCCGCACACUUGGUUUGCGUCAUAUCAGCUUCAAACCCAGCUCGGUAUCAACGAUACGGCAAGUCGUGGAUAUCGCCAAGACGCAUCCUGACUUUCCUAUCAUUCUACAGUGGACGGGUGGUCGAGGCGGCGGGCAUCAUUCUUAUGAGGAUUUCCAUGCUCCUAUUUUGAGCACAUAUAGCAGUAUCCGACAGCAGCCGAACAUCUACUUAGUCGCUGGUAGUGGCUUUGGAGAUAGCGAGAGCAUCUAUCCAUAUCUCACUGGGCAGUGGUCUGUUUCGCAUGGGUACCCUUGCAUGCCUUUCGAUGGCGUUCUGCUGGGUAGUCGCUUGAUGGUGGCACGGGAAGCACACACCUCCCCUGCUGUCAAGCGAGUCAUCACGAAUACUCCUGGCGUUCCUGAUGACCAGUGGACGAACACAUACUCCAGGCCAGCUGGAGGAAUUCUUACCGUCCGGUCGGAAAUGGGUGAGCCUAUUCACAAGGUUGCCACUCGAGGGGUGCAGCUGUGGGCAGAUAUGGAUCAGACAGUAUUCAAGCUACCCAAGAAGGAACGGGUCGCAUAUUUGACCAAGAAUCGGAAACAUAUCAUACGACGCCUGAAUGCAGAAUUUGCAAAACCUUGGUUUGGUCGGAACUCUCACGGUGUUGUGGUGGAUUUGGAAGAUAUGACAUACGCCGAAGUACUGCAUCGCAUGGUUGACCUGAUGUACGUCCGGCACCAAAAGCGGUGGAUAGAUCCUUCGUAUGUGAGCUUCGUCUUGCGUAUCGCAAGUCGCACGCUGGAGCGGCUGCCGUGUGCUCAAAUCGACUGUCACGCCGAUCUGACACAUGCAGUGCUCUCGGAGAACCCAGAUUUAUUUCUCUGCUCGAUUUGUGAAGUCUGCCCUGCAACUAAAGACGAGAUACUCAAUCCAGAAGACGUCUCGUUCUUUCUUCUGGAAAGCAAAAAGCCCAACCAGAAACCCGUCAACUUCAUACCAGCCUUCAAUGAAGAUUUCGAGUUGUACUUCAAAAAGGACUCUCUUUGGCAGGCGGAGGAUAUUGAAGCUGUGCCUGACCAGGAUCCUGAACGAGUUUGUAUAUUACACGGACCAGUGGCUGCACAGUAUUCUGUCGAUCGUGAUGAGUCGGCGCAAGAGAUUUUGAACAACAUCAUGGGUGGGAUCAUUGAGCGGGUCCAACGUGAUACUUGCUCGGAAGACUCAACAUCCAGCUCAACUAGUGGUUUAGCCACCCCUGACAGUUGGUCGUCGAUUUCGGGGAUGAGGGAGAUAGCCGUGGAUGAUAUAUCCACCCCAAUGUCCAGUUCGACAUCCGAUGCGCUUGACGACAGAUCUGUGCACGUUUCAGCGGCUGCAAUAAGCCUAUCACGGAGCUUGCCUCCAUGGAUUCGUGCAGUAUUAGGAGAGCCAGUGUUGCUGCAGAAUCAACGGCGGCAGAGGAACCCAUUCCAGCAGUUCAUUGCAGCUAAUCCCGCUGCCAUCUUUCACUAUGAUGCAGACCGAGGCGACAUCUCGGUCUGUGUUCAGGAUACAGGUCGGAUAACUUCGUCGAUGAAACUUUCAAGUCCGAAUGGUGUGAAUAUUGUUCUGGAACUGUACCCCCCUCAGAUACUUGAGCCACUGAGACUGUUCUAUCGCUUCGAUCCCAGCAGUAUCCCCUUCAGUCUAAGCGAGAUUAUGGAUCAUAGAAACGCUCGUGUCAAAUCAUUCUACAGCCGCCUAUGGUUCGGAGAAGACGUCUCGACAGGUGGUAGUAUCCAUGAUACUUUCUACGGGAAAGAGAUGACACUCACCGAGCAGGUGCUUCAGGACUUGAUCGCGGGUGUGGGCCCGGCCUUCCCAGACCCGCGGCUUUUCUUUCCUGACUCUGAUGUCUUGCCGAUCAGCGUCGGUAUUGUCAUAGCCUGGGAUGUCCUCACCAAACCUUCGGUACUCCGGGUUCUAGGCGGUGACCUCCUCCGGCUGGUACAUCGCUCAAACUCGUUUGAAUAUUGCUCUGGUGCGGCGAUGCUGCGCAUUGGUGAUACUGUCAGUUCGCAGUCCCAGGUCCGGGCCGUAUAUGUGGAGGAGGCAGGCAUGGUUGUCGUGGUGGAGGCUCAGAUCAUGCGCUCGGGUAAAGCAGUUCUCACAGUCACAUCGACAUUUUUAUUCCGAGGAACCUUUGCUGAAGACGGAGACUUCUUCAGACGCAUUAAGGAGCCGCAGCGACAGCUUCAGAUAAAGUCUGAGCUCGAUGAGACCGUACUCCGACGACGUGAGUGGUUUUGCAUGGAGGAUGAUACAGUAUCACUGGUUGGGAAGACUCUCUUGUUCAAGCUGGAAACCCACACUAUAUACAAGGAAGGUGGUAUAAAGAGUCUUCAUGUUACUGGAACCGCGCACACACAGCCUGGAGGUUACGCCUGGAAGGAGGUCGGUAAGGUGAAUUAUAGCUGCGAUAGCUGUUUCGGGAAUCCGGUGCUUGAUUUCUUGGAUCGCAGAGGGACUCUUGCCACUCCGGAGGUGAAAUUGAAAACCCCGGGAUGGUCGGGCUUGUCCUCCCUUGAAGUGCAGAUGCCGCCGAGCAAUCAGCCAUACGCCAACGUAUCCAAAGAUUUCAAUCCAAUCCACGUAUCAAGCAUAUUUGCUUCGUUGGCAGAUCUGCCUGGGACUCUAAGUCACGGAAUGUUGACGUCGGCAGUUACAGUGGCAGCGUUCGAACAUCUUGCUCUUCAUGGGGAUCGGACUCGCCUCCGCUCGUUCACUUCGAGUUUCACUGGUAUGGUCAUGCCACUCGAAAAGCUUGUUGUUCAAAUUCAGCACACAGCCAUGGUGGAGGGGCGCAUGCGCUUUGCGGUUGAGGUGACUCGAAAAGACGGAGGAGAAAGGGUCCUGGAAGGUCAUGCAACGGUGGAUCAGCCAGCCACGGCUUACCUGUUUACGGGACAGGGCAGCCAAAGCAAGGGCAUGGGAAUGGACCUUUAUGAGUCAAGUCCAGUGGCGAAAGCCUUGUGGGACGAGACAGAUGCGCAGCUCUACAAUUGCUAUGGCUGGUCCGUGUUGGACAUCGUCCGCAACAAUCCCAAAUCAAUCACAGUCCAUUUUGGCGGUAAGCGGGGCCGCAAGAUUCGACAGAAUUAUCUAGCUAUUACCACCGAGACUGUCCUUCCGGAUAAUACGCGCAUCGAGACGCCCGCUCUUCCGGGCCUCACGCCUCGCUCGACAUCUUACACGUUCACCGACUCGAGAGGACUACUGUACUCUACUCAAUUCGCCCAACCUGCGAUUCUGCUCUUCGAGGUAGCCGUGAUCGCCGAUUUACGCAGCAAUGGGUACGUGUCGCCCGAUGCAUUGUAUGCCGGCCACUCUCUGGGCGAAUACGGGGCAUUGUCGGCUCUUUCGCAGUCGAUUCCACUGGCAGCGCUGGCCGAGCUAUCCUUCUACCGCGGUGUGAUGAUGCAGGCGUCCGUGGCGCGGGAGCAGGGAGCAGCGUACGGAAUGAUGGCGAUCAAUCCCAAGCGGGUAGGCGUGUUUUUCGACCCCCCUGUAUUGGGGCGGCUGGUUGAGGCAAUUGCCAUGACGAGCUGCGAGUUACUGGAGAUUGUCAAUUACAAUGUCAAGGGGGAGCAAUACGUGUGUUCAGGAACGGACACCAACCUCUGGGUUCUUGGAAAGGUUCUUGACGGGCUAUCACAAUCACCCGAUGGGCCUGAUCAGAUCAAGGAGAUGAUGAAUGACGAGAAGGGGACGCGGGUGGUCGAUGCAACAAUCAAGGGAUUACUCGCUGCGGCACACGGGCUUCCCAGGCCCAUUCAGCUGCAACGGGGAACAGCAAGCAUCCCCCUGCAGGGGAUCGAUGUUCCCUUCCAUUCGAGUCACUUGAAGUCAACUGUGGAUCGGUUUCGACAGUGCCUGCUUAGGCCGGGCUUCUUACAGGGAAAUGUUAACAUGGCGGAUUUGGAGGGGCGAUACAUCCCGAAUGUCAUGGCGAAGCCGUUCGCGGCGAAUGAGGACUAUGUGCGGGAAGUGUACGCGGUGACGCAGAGUCCGAUCCUGGGAGAGAUAUUGGGGGUUACUGCAUAG
Aspergillus homomorphus CBS 101889 is the source of this 6183-nucleotide messenger RNA. Its product is annotated as sterigmatocystin biosynthesis fatty acid synthase subunit beta. The transcript has 5 exons. NCBI's taxonomy places the organism in Eukaryota, Fungi, Ascomycota, Eurotiomycetes, Eurotiales, Aspergillaceae. The record is from RefSeq and is a predicted model, not a curated record. Gene Ontology annotation, cellular component: fatty acid synthase complex. The coding region runs from base 1 to 6183 and encodes 2060 amino acids. Gene Ontology annotation, biological process: long-chain fatty acid biosynthetic process. Gene Ontology annotation, molecular function: fatty acid synthase activity; [acyl-carrier-protein] S-acetyltransferase activity; enoyl-[acyl-carrier-protein] reductase (NADH) activity.